Molecule: messenger RNA, 1272 nt
Organism: Chelmon rostratus (copperband butterflyfish)
Lineage: Eukaryota; Metazoa; Chordata; Actinopteri; Chaetodontiformes; Chaetodontidae
Gene: gatm
Product: glycine amidinotransferase (L-arginine:glycine amidinotransferase)
Exons: 9
Coding region: 1-1272 (423 amino acids)
Cellular component (GO): mitochondrion
Molecular function (GO): amidinotransferase activity
Source: RefSeq, a predicted model, not a curated record
AUGCUGCGAGUCAGGUGUCUGAGAGGAGGUAGCAGGGGGGCCGAGGCUGCCCAUCUGAUCGGAGCCAUGCUUGGCCGGGCGGUGACUGGAUGGGCGCAGAGGGCCUUCCAGAGCACCUCGAGUGCAGCAGCUGCACAGACGCAGCGUGCACUCGUGGAGGAACAUGUUACUGAGCCCGUGCCGCAGGAAUGUCCCGUGUGCAGCUACAAUGAAUGGGACCCUCUGGAGGAGGUGAUCGUGGGCCGCGCUGAAAAUGCCCAUGUGCCCCCCUUUACUGUGGAAGUGAAAGCCAACACAUAUGAGAAGAACUGGCCCUUCUACCAGAAGUAUGGGGGCCAGUCUUUUCCUGCGGACCACUUGAAAAAAGCCGUUGCCGAGAUUGAGGAAAUGUGCAAUAUUCUGCGUCACGAGGGCGUCGCCGUGAGGAGGCCGGAACCCAUCGACUGGUCCACGGAGUACAAGACCCCAGACUUCGCCUCGUCAGGCAUGUACGCUGCCAUGCCCAGAGACAUCCUUAUGGUUGUGGGAAACGAGAUUAUCGAGGCUCCUAUGGCCUGGAGGGCUCGCUUCUUUGAGUACCGAGCCUACAGACCUUUGAUCAAGGAGUACUUCAGAAAAGGUGCUAAGUGGACCACUGCUCCCAAACCCACCAUGGCUAACGAGCUGUACGAUCAGGACUACCCCAUGCACACGGUGGAGGACAGACACAAGCUGGCCGCCCAGGGGAAGUUCGUGACCACGGAGCACGAGCCCUGCUUCGACGCUGCUGAUUUCAUCCGAGCUGGGAGGGAUCUAUUUGUCCAGAGGAGUCAAGUUACAAAUUACAUGGGGAUUGAGUGGAUGCGUCGUCAUCUGGCCCCAGACUACAAGAUCCACAUAAUCUCAUUCAAGGACCCGAACCCCAUGCACAUCGAUGCCACUUUUAACAUCAUCGGGCCCGGACUGGUGCUGUCAAACCCCGAUCGCCCAUGCCUCCAGAUCGACAUGUUCAAGAAGGCUGGCUGGACUGUUGUGAAACCUCCAACGCCUCUGAUUCCUGAUGACCACCCGCUGUGGAUGUCCUCCAAAUGGCUGUCCAUGAACGUCCUGAUGCUGGACGAGAAGCGCGUUAUGGUCGACGCCAAUGAAAGCACCAUUCACAAAAUGUUUGAGAAUCUCGGUAUCAAGACCAUAAAGGUGAACAUUCGCCAUGCCAAUUCUCUGGGUGGUGGCUUCCACUGCUGGACAACCGAUGUCCGCCGCCGUGGUACCCUGCAGUCCUACUUCCACUAG